AUGGCUGUCUCAACGCAGAGUGCUCAACAUCCGCCGGCCCAAGUUGAGCAACGGCAAGACGUGGCUCGCGUUGGACAGCCAAAGUUACGACUACUUCUGCUCACGAGGCAAGAUCGCCAGAGCUUUCAUUUCAGUGUGUUGAUUGUCGUCAACCCUGGAGUUGUUGCUCUCCCGCUCGACGAGGACAGCACCACAGAGCCUGCGUGGUUGCUGCUGUACGACUCCCUCGGGAUGCAUGCUGCGGGGGGCAAUACUUUCAAGAACAUGACCAACUUGCUUGGCAUGGCUUUCGAGAAGGAGCAUGGCAACCGCACGAUAGAAGAGAUGAAGGCGAGGCUUGGGCGCUUCAAGCCACACGUCAUGGAGAUGCCUCUGCAGCAGAACGAUUAUGACUGCGGCAUCUUCGUAUGCCAGUACAUUCAAGCGCUAGUGGAGGCGUGCUUCGAAGGUGCUGAGAAUGGGGUGCGGUUCAGCAUGAGCCCACUGGCAUACCGGCGUGUCAUACGGGAGGAUGUGUGUGCCCUUGCAGAAGGACGGCUGAUCGGCGAGCUCACGGCAGCUGGGCAUGAGAUCCCUCCUGGCAAUGAGAUUAGGAAACCACCUGAGCUUGAGGUGAUCGGUGAUGAGGUGGAGGAUAGGGAGUGGAGAGCGGAGAUGGCAGAACGGAUGCAUAGGCUGGAGGUUCGCAAUGAGAGUCAGGCAGUGGCUAUUGCCAAGCUCGAGAGGCAAUUGCGUGACCUGAUGCUUUCCCGUACUCCACAGCCUCGCGUUGGCGGUGUCGCUGCAGGGGAGGGACAUGGUGAUGUGGGAGGGGACGCUGCAAGAGAGGGACAUGUUGACGUGGGAGGGGACGCUGCAGGGGAGGGACAUGGGGAUGUGGGAGGGGAUGCUGUAGGGGUGGGACAUGGAGAUGGGGGAGGGGACAACGCUGGCACACAUGACAGCAUGAGAGGUGCACACGGUGAGGGUCCUGUGGCUGACGUUGAGACGGGUGUAGGUGGGAAUAAGAGUAAGCUUGACGGCGUUGGAGAGGGUGAUAUGGCGGACGGUGCGAGGAGUGACAAUGAGGAGGUGGGGGGGAAUGAUGAAGGUGCCGGAGGCAACCCUGGUACUACCCUUGAUAACAGAGGUGCAGGAGAGGUCAUGGGUGCUGGGCAUGGUGUGACAGCCUCGAACGCAGAUGUGGAUUUGGUGUCCGCCCAGAGCACAGGGGCUGAGACAACGAGUCGCAACACUGCGCGUGGUCGAGCUCCUAGCUCUGGUUAUACCGGCAUAAGCAAACGGGAAGGUAGGUGGGCAGCACGGCUGUGCGUAGAUAGCGCUAAGAGUAAGUUUUUAGCGCUGGGACGGUAUACGGAGAUCUUGGAUGCCGCAAAAGCAUAUGCGGCAGCCGCCCACAUUUGCCGACCGUCCCUCUCCAACUCAAUGAUGGUGGAGUUGAGCGUGGAGGAGAGGCGGUGCUUGGAGGGACUGACGGCGCAUGGGGUUGAGAGGUUAGUGGAGGCCAAGCGAUGGGCAGAGUGGAGGAACUGGCGAGAAGUGCUCGGCAGCUUCCCUGAGCCUUCCAUCCCAACGCCAGCAGAAGUUCACACACAGGCUCCACCUCCUUUUUCCCACCACCACCCUGGAGCCACGCUUGGCAACUACCACCCGCCAGCCGCCGCCUUCGCGGGACACGCCGGUGCAACCCCAAACCCCGGUGCAUGGCAGCCGUACACCCAGAGCCACCCUCCUCCCAACCUCCAUUUUCUAUCCCAGCAGUUUGCUUUCAACCAAAUCCCAAUCCAUCAAUUCAGCCAGGUGAAAGCCCCUAUCGCUGUACACCCUACCCCUUCAGUACCCAUCACUCCCAACCCUGCAGGCCAUGCCGCUUCACAUAACACGGCACCCCAUCCCCAUGUCCUACCAACACCACCAUCCGUUGCACCCAGCAUGGCACAUCCAUCCCUAGCAAAGGCGUCGCGGCCGUCGCAUUCCGCCAGGCGGAGCGUAUUUCCCGCGCUGACCCGUCGACGGCUCACUACCAGAAGAACGCCCGCUAGCAGCACCAGACUCCAGGUGGUCGCCGCCGGUUCCGCCGUCUCCGCCGACGUCGCAAACGGCGCAGUCCGCGACGCGCAAUCGAGGAGCGCGUUACCCGCGUCGGCGUGGGCGGCGGUGACGGAGGAGGUGGCGGUGGGGUCGCUGGCCGUCAGCAGCAGCGCCGCCGCCGUGGCGGCGCUCGCGAGGGACGCGCGCAUCACCGCCGUCGUCGUUCUCGAGGAGGAGGGGAGCUACAGCGCGCGGGGAACGGGGUGGGAGGAGGAGAAGCGCGCGCUGCAGGACGCGGGGCUGGUGGCCGUGUGGGUGCCCAUUCGCGAGAGCGACUCCGCCGAACAGGCAGCCAUGCUACCACAGGCAGUGCGGGUGGUGGCAGCGCUGGCAGCCAUGGGCCACAGGGUGCUGCUGCGCUGCCCCUCUGCCGCCCGCCUCUCUCCACUCAUUGCCCUCGGGUACCUGGUGCUGGCCAAGGGCAUGCCUGUGAGCGAGGCACUGGCGGUGGUGAAGGGGGUCAAGCCCAACGCCGACCCGCCUGUCAACGUGCUCAUGGAUGCGAGGGAGAGGCUGCUAGCGGGAAUGACGUCGCGGGUGAUAACGAUAGCGGAGGCCAUCUAUCACACGCGCUGCACCACGGGGCAGCCGGGCGACUCACAGUCCGAUUGGGCGCAAGCGCAAGAGCAGUGCUCUCGGGAGCUCUUUGACAAGUGGCUCCUCGCUGAUGUCAGCUUUGCCCGCUCUGUUGCUCAGAAAGCGAAUGCCAGGGUGGAAUCCCUCUCCGCCCAGCUGGCGGAGGCGCGUGAGUGGCUCGCUGAGCUGGAGGCGUCCAGCAGCCAGGUCCUCGCUGACGUGGCAUCACGGACGGCUGAGAUUGAAGCGCUGAAACGCAGAGAGGCGCUCUGGGAGGAGGAGUUGGAGGCAGCCAAGGUGAAAGAGACGGCCAUGAGGGAGGAACUGAGAGUGAAACAGACUGGGGGGGUGCAGCAGGUGCGUGCAUUGGGUGAGGUGGAGGAGGAAAUUUCAGCUCUGAAAUUAAAGGUGGCAGAGGGAGAGGCGAGGAACGCCGAGGUGGAAAGAGAAAUUGGGGAGCUUCGGGCACAGGUGGAGGAGGCAAAGGGACAGCUGAGGAGUGAACGAGCAGCAGCGGAGGAGGCGGAGGAGAGAGUAGUAGCGGCGAAUGAUAAAGUGCGGGAGGAGGUGGAGCGGGCGGCACGGGCACGGGCGGCAGCGCGGGCGGCGGCGGAGGAGCGGAGGGCGGUGGUGCAGGAGCUGGCGGUGGUGCGGACAGGACAAAAGGAGGCGGCGGCGCGGGCAGCGGCGGAGAGAAUAGAGGAGCUGCAGGUGCAGGCAGGGCUGCUGGCAGAACGGGUUAAGCAGGCUGAGGUGGUUAGCACCGAGGCUGACAGCCGUGCUGGCGCCCUGGAAGCACAGAUGGCGGUGUUGGUGUCACGCACGGCAGCAGCGCAGCAGAGAGCAAGCGCAGCAGCGGCGCGAGUGACAUUCCUGAGUGGGCGAUUCAACUCGCUUGAGAUGACCGCUGCUGAGGCUGCUCGCAGGGCGGAGAGGGUGGAGAGCGAGGUGGUUCACCUGCGGGGUAGGGACGCUGACGCUGCUGCUGCCGUGGCUUCCAAUACCGAGGCUAUCAGCCGCUUGUCGCUGGAGGCCAUGCAUCUCAAGGACAGUGAAGCGGCUCAAGCCAAGCGCGAGGCCGCCCUGUUAGUGCAACUGCCGGCAGCGCAGCAGCAGGGCGAGGAGCUGCGAGCGCAGGCCGCCGCCUUCUCCGUCCAGCUGGCAGCCAUGGCCCGCCACGUCACCCGGCUCAAAGCUGAGCUGGACUGGGUGGACGCGCACGGGCGGAGGCGCCAGGCAGAGGAGGAGCAGCACGGCAGAGACGGGGAAGAAGCAGGGCGGCACUGGAACCUGUCUUUGAACACGGACCCUUCCUCUCUCAGCACCCUCAGCCCUCUGGGGCCUCUCAAUCCCCUCGCUGCGCUGGCGCCACUGGCAGCGGUGGCGGAUGCUGCACAGGGUGUGGCGGGUGCAGUGGGGUUGGAGUUGGGUGGAGGAGGGGGAGGAGAUGUGGAGGGGAAUGAGGAGUGGGUGCGGCGGGAGGUGGGCGCGCAGGGAGCAGUGGUGGCAGCAGAGAGUGAGCUGGAGGGGCAGAUAGAGGACGUGGAUGACCCCCUGGAGCUGCUCAAGGUACUAAUGGACCGGUUAUCAGAGGAGGCAUCAGCCAUCACGCAGCGUAGCGCCCACCUGGUGUCGGAGGCCCAGCAGCUGAGGGAGGCGCUGGACGCACAGCUGGCGGAGCAGGACGCUGCCUGCCAGGUGGACGGGCGGCCGCUGCGGGAGGUGGUGGGGGAGGUGGAGCAGCAGGCGCAGCAGCAGCAGGAGGAGCUGCUGCAGCAGGCGGGCACGCUGCAGUGGGCGCUCGGGGGGUCGCUGGCGCUGGCUGUGGUGGCGCCGCUGGCCAUUUACAACAGCUACUUCUCCGAGACGGCCCGAUCCAACCAGAUGGACCUCCCAAGGGGUCUGCUAGGUGUUGAAGCCAGUGCACGCCAGCAGCAAUCCUUCCUCUUUCCGUUGCUCCGCCUCGCCCCCCAACCCUCUUCUUCCCGGCAGAUCAACACCCUGUCGGCCCAGCUGGACGCAGCCACACAGGCCAGCAGGGCACUGGAGCAGGUAGCCGGGGAGACAGAGGCAGAGAGCGUAGAGGCAAUGGCGCGGCUACACGCCAUGGAAGCAGAGGUGGAGGCACAGCGCGCUGCCGUUACGCGGUUACAAUCGCUCGUUCCCCUCGUGGCUCCCUCUGUGGAGUCCGACGAGGCUGCCCGGUUCUGCCAGAAUGUUCCGCAGGAGUUCCAGUCACCAAUCACGGAGCAGAUUUGUGACGGGCUGAGGCAGAGUGGCAGGGUGGAGGCUAAACGGGGUGAUGGUUCGUCGGGGGGCAAUGGGGCAGCGCCAGGAGGGCGGUUUGGGUUCACCAACCCUUUCAAUCUUGGCUGGAAGCGGUGGUGA
Messenger RNA from Closterium sp. Yama58-4, 5055 nucleotides. The record is from the annotation of a GenBank genome assembly. NCBI's taxonomy places the organism in Eukaryota, Viridiplantae, Streptophyta, Zygnematophyceae, Desmidiales, Closteriaceae.